Oenanthe melanoleuca is the source of this 4743-nucleotide messenger RNA. It is a transcript of the gene HSPA9, whose product is annotated as heat shock protein family A (Hsp70) member 9. Bases 2026 to 4038 code for a protein of 670 amino acids. Gene Ontology annotation, molecular function: ATP-dependent protein folding chaperone; heat shock protein binding; ATP hydrolysis activity. The record is from RefSeq and is a predicted model, not a curated record. Lineage: Eukaryota; Metazoa; Chordata; Aves; Passeriformes; Muscicapidae. Gene Ontology annotation, cellular component: cytoplasm; mitochondrion. The transcript has 17 exons. Gene Ontology annotation, biological process: cellular response to unfolded protein; protein refolding.
AGAAAGUGCAUGUUUAUUCAGCGCUGGGCAGCAGCGUGAGGUAAUCCUCUAAUACACACUGCAAAAUCACAGGUCAUCACAGAGUCUAUUUAUUAGCAAGGGAUUCAAACAAAUACAUAUUCAUAAUAACAGCCCCUCCCAUCCCCUGCUUCCUAUGAUAAUUAGCUUGAAUAGCUAUUAAGCAUGUGUGAUUGACUUCUUAAAUUAAGUCUGGGGUCGUUUUUGUGGGGAGGGGUCUUAAAAGGAGGAAGUAAGGCGAGUCUUCCUCACCCUAAACUUUUGACCUUUUCUAUCAAUGACAAUACAAAUGAUUUCUGGGGAUAGUCCAAUUUCCCAAAGAAUGGGUUUCUGGUUGCAUUGUCUAUGUUCCUUUGGAUCUGCUCACUAAUUUCGUCUUUUUCCAUUGUAAGCACAGCUAAGCAAACACGAAAUGACAGACAAUCAAUUAUUUAAGUUUCAGAUAACUACUCCCUUCUAACUUUUAAUUGUUUUCAGCAAGGUAACUAAAAUCCUAAUUUUCUAAGAUUGGUGUUUCAGGCAGAGCAGCCCUGCCAGGAGCAGGGGGCAGAGCCAGCAGUGUCCUUUAGCCACAGAGCCCAGGUGUGUGAUAAUUGACAAAUUAUUCGUGUUAAUCAUAGAAGUUUUGGUGUUUGUAUAAACCAGAAUACUUAAAAUAAGAAAAGAACAUGGACCUAGAUAAAGGGAAAUAUAUGCUUAAACCCACUCUAUUUAAAUCUCCCUGUUAUGAAUAUUGUGUAUACCAGUUUGUAAAAGAAAAAAAAAAAAAAGGGGUUUUCCAUAGUCCGAAAGGUUUUUUUGCAGAAUCAGAUUUCCUGCCUUUGUGUAAUUAAUCACAAACUGCUAAAGAUCAGAAUUCCCACUUCUGCUGUUUUUUAUCCACCAAGACCAGAUGGUUACAUGACAAUUGUCCCAAGAGCUGUCCCUCGGAAGUUUGGAAGUUUCUUUGGCCACCACUGCUUACCUUGCAGAAUUACUACAACAAAACAAUAACAAUUAUUGAUUACUUCAAGGAAAACCAGACUAUAAAAAGGGAGCUGCAAACCGAGUUCGGUGGAAGUGUGGAGUGGGCGGUGACCCCUCACGUUUUCCCCAGCGAGGCUUGCUCUGUCUACAUUAAAUAAAGCAAUCUAAAUUUUGCUAAAUAUCGAGACUGUUUCUCAUUUAUAACAGGUGUUCAAUAAAUUAGGAUUGUCCCAAAGAGCCGUCUGAGUGCUCCUGCUGUUCUGCAUUUGACAGGGAGAGGGCUCCUCUCUUCCCAGGAGCUGCCUCAGUGCUGGUUUGGGUUCAGGGUGGGAACGCUGCGGAAUUCUGAACUACUUGAUGUGAUUUGAUUUAAAGUUCUGCUUCUCCUCUGCGGCUGAGCAAGCAUCAGUUUCAACCCUCGCAGGUAUUUUUUCCAAGUGCACCUGCUCCCACAGCCCUCUGUAACCCUGCUGCGAGCGGCAGGGCAGAGGCCCGCAGGGGUUUAGGGGCUGCGCUGGAGGUUUUCAGUCAGACUCUCCCGGCACAGAGCGCGCUCCCCGGACCCGGCGCACUGAGGGCCCGGCGCUGAACGGCGCAUGCGCGGGACGGGCGGGGCGGCCCCGGAGCCUCAGCGCAGGCAGCGCCUCGCGCAAUCUGCGCAUGCGCAGCCCACGGCCUGACGCAAGGCCGCUGCAAUUGCCUGCGCUUUAUCCUGUCCGACCUUGAGUGCGCGGCCGCCGCAGGACCCGGGCUGGCCGUCUCCGCGCCGGUGUGCGCCGCGCCGCUUCACUUUCUCUGUCUCGCCCCGGCGUGCGCCAGCCGGCACAGCGAGCCCUGUGGCGGUGUCGGGAAGUCAGUGUGCAGCUGCGCCGCCAUUUCCGGACUCCGAGCGGCGCGCCGAAAGCGAGGGGCCCGAUCAGGCAUUAUUGGUGACAGCCCGCGGCGGGGGUCCUGCGGCGCGGCUCGGCCCCCCCGUGGCCCACGUGGGUGGAGGUUUCCAGAAGAGCCGCGGCCCCGCGCGCCCCGUUCACCGCCGCCGCCAUGCUGAGCGCGAGUCGCCUGCCGCUGCUGCUGCCGCGCGCCGCGCCCGCGCCGCCCGCGCGCCCCGCGCAGACAUUUUGGAAUGGCCUCAGCCAAAACAUCCUCAGAGCAGCAUCCAGCAGGAAAUAUGCCUCAGAAGCGAUCAAAGGUGCCGUUAUCGGCAUUGACCUGGGCACCACCAACUCCUGCGUGGCCGUCAUGGAGGGGAAGCAGGCCAAGGUGCUGGAGAACUCGGAGGGAGCCCGCACCACGCCGUCGGUGGUGGCGUUCACGGCCGAGGGCGAGCGGCUGGUGGGGAUGCCGGCCAAGCGCCAGGCCGUCACCAACCCCCACAACACCUUCUACGCCACCAAGCGCCUCAUCGGCCGCCGCUUCGACGACGCCGAGGUGAAGAAGGACAUUAAGAACGUCCCGUUUAAGAUUGUCCGUGCCUCCAAUGGGGAUGCCUGGGUGGAGGCUCAUGGGAAGCUCUAUUCCCCCAGCCAGAUUGGUGCCUUCGUCCUCAUGAAGAUGAAGGAGACUGCAGAGAAUUACCUGGGACACACAGCAAAGAAUGCCGUGAUUACAGUCCCUGCUUACUUCAACGAUUCUCAGAGACAGGCUACCAAAGAUGCUGGGCAGAUCGCUGGUUUGAAUGUGCUGAGGGUGAUUAAUGAGCCCACAGCAGCUGCACUGGCCUAUGGGCUGGACAAGUCUGAGGACAAAGUCAUUGCUGUCUAUGACCUGGGUGGUGGCACUUUUGAUAUCUCUGUGUUGGAAAUCCAGAAGGGAGUCUUUGAGGUGAAGUCCACCAACGGUGACACUUUCUUGGGUGGAGAAGAUUUUGACCAGGCUUUGCUACAGUAUAUUGUGAAAGAGUUCAAGAGAGAGACGGGAGUUGACCUGACUAAAGACAACAUGGCCCUUCAGAGGGUGAGAGAAGCAUCAGAGAAAGCCAAGUGUGAGCUCUCAUCAUCUGUGCAGACUGACAUCAACCUGCCCUACCUGACCAUGGAUGCCUCUGGACCAAAGCACCUGAACAUGAAGCUGAGCCGGGCGCAGUUCGAGGGCAUCGUGGCUGACCUGAUCAAGAGGACAGUGGCCCCCUGCCAGAAAGCCAUGCAGGAUGCUGAAGUCAGCAAGAGUGACAUUGGGGAAGUCAUUUUGGUCGGUGGCAUGACCAGAAUGCCAAAGGUGCAGCAGACUGUGCAGGAGUUGUUUGGCCGUGCUCCGAGCAAAGCAGUCAAUCCUGACGAGGCUGUGGCCAUUGGAGCAGCUAUCCAAGGCGGGGUCCUGGCUGGAGAUGUGACAGAUGUGCUGCUGCUGGAUGUCACUCCCCUCUCCCUGGGCAUUGAGACCCUGGGAGGGGUCUUCACAAAGCUUAUCAACAGGAAUACCACCAUCCCAACCAAGAAGAGCCAGGUGUUUUCUACAGCUGCUGAUGGGCAAACACAAGUGGAGAUCAAAGUGUGCCAGGGAGAGAGAGAGAUGGCCAGUGACAACAAGCUGCUUGGCCAGUUCACAUUGGUGGGGAUCCCUCCGGCGCCGCGGGGAGUGCCCCAGAUCGAGGUCACCUUCGACAUCGACGCCAACGGCAUCGUGCACGUGUCAGCCAAGGACAAGGGCACCGGGCGGGAGCAGCAGAUUGUUAUCCAGUCCUCUGGUGGCCUCAGCAAAGAUGAGAUUGAGAACAUGGUGAAGAAUGCAGAGAAGUAUGCGGAGGAGGACAGGCGGAGAAAGGAACGUGUGGAGGCCGUGAACAUGGCUGAGGGCAUCAUCCACGACACUGAGUCCAAGAUGGAAGAGUUCAAGGAUCAGCUGCCAGCAGAUGAGUGCAACAAAUUAAAGGAAGAAAUUGCUAAAAUGAGAGAACUUCUGGCUCGUAAAGACAGUGAAACAGGAGAGAGCAUCAGGCAGGCAGCAACCAGCCUGCAGCAGGCUUCCCUGAAACUCUUUGAGAUGGCAUACAAGAAGAUGGCCUCGGAGCGAGAGGGUUCUGGAAGUCCAGGAGAUCAGAAGGAGGAGAAGCAAUAAGGAGUCUCUGUCUUGCCUUGAUGAGAGAAUGAUGAAGAGGUCGAUUUUCUUGAUGCUUGGGAGAGAAGGGACCUUCCUGAGCAGCAAGGGGCAGAAUUCAGACUUACUGUGUUUUUGCAGUAUUCUAUAUAUAAAAUUCUUCAGUGUAUAAACUUAGUGAUGUGUCUGCUAGAUAAAUUGUCACUUGAUGAAAGUUAAUUCAUGCCAGACAAAGUUAUGAGUUUGGCCCUGACGUGUUCCCCUGAGCACCUGGGGACUGGCUGAUCAUUUAAUACUUGACACAAUGGUGUAGUAAAUCCGAGAUCCAAGCUUGGAAACCAUGUCACGAAAUUGGAGGGUGGAGAUGGAAGCUGUCUGGGAAUGGAGAGGAGAAUAAGGCCUGCAUAGCCCCUCCCUGAGGAGCUGGGAGCAGGUGGAGGUGUGUGAGCAGCAGGGGCAAGGCUGGGAACGUUUCUAGAGACCAUUUAACCCUGAGCUAGGCUGGUACCCUUGUUCUGAAGGAAAGGGGCUACUUCAAACUCAGCUGUAACAUUAUUUCUUACAAAAGAGGCUGUGUGCAAGUUCAAUACUUUGCUUGUCUGAGCCUUCUGCUCCAUCCUGUGUCUGUUCUCUGCUUAUGGUAAAAUAAUUUUCUUGAAAAUAAAACUGUUACUGGAUCCAUUCUGGAUUUUUUUAAAAUAAAAGCAGAAAAGUGUCCAACAUGGA